AUGGUAGAAAAAGCGACAUAUGGGCCAGGAUGCACUCGCUGCACCAUAGUCGAGCCCUGUAAGGCAAACAGUGCCAGGUCGUACGUGGGAAAUUCCCUUGCCGAGCGGCAAGCAUUGUACUCUGAAUCUGUAAAGGAUCCUGCUGUGUUCUGGAGCCGGAUUGCGGCCGAUAACUUUUACUGGGAAAAGUUGUGGCCCGCGGAUAAGCCUGUACUGGAGUACAAUUACCACAGGAGCAGAGGAAAAGUUUUUGUGAGGUGGUUUGAUGGCGCGAUAACCAACAUGUGCUACAACGCCCUUGAUCGCCACCUCCCGCAGCACAAGAGCCGCGUGUGUUACUACUGGGAGGGUAAUGCGGAGGGGGAGAGCAGCACUGUGACGUACGGUGAAAUGCAUGAGGCUGUUCUGCAGCUGGCAGCUGUGCUGCGGCACCAGUACGGCAUCCGUAAGGGCCACGUGGUCACUCUGUACCUCCCAAUGGUUCCCU
Messenger RNA from Trypanosoma rangeli, 487 nucleotides. Its product is annotated as acetyl-CoA synthetase. The annotation marks the transcript as partial. The transcript has a single exon. NCBI's taxonomy places the organism in Eukaryota, Euglenozoa, Kinetoplastea, Trypanosomatida, Trypanosomatidae. Gene Ontology annotation, molecular function: acetyl-CoA synthetase activity. Gene Ontology annotation, biological process: acetyl-CoA biosynthetic process. The record is from RefSeq and is a predicted model, not a curated record.